Molecule: messenger RNA, 1475 nt
Organism: Octopus sinensis (East Asian common octopus)
Lineage: Eukaryota; Metazoa; Mollusca; Cephalopoda; Octopoda; Octopodidae
Exons: 10
Coding region: 85-1134 (349 amino acids)
Source: RefSeq, a predicted model, not a curated record
AGGCCAAUCGUAGUGGUUGAAAGGAUUUUUAGGUGUUAUUAAAUAUCUAAUUCCUAACACAGCAUUUCGGCUUUAACUCACAUCAUGGUAUGUUCAAUCAGUCACUCGAGUCUGCUGCUUCUUCUCAUUCCACUUGCUUCAUCUUGCAGAUCCUUACAGAUUUCGCCUCCCAGCUGUACCAAUAAGGAUGAUUACAACUGUACCUUUGGUAAAUUAGAAAACUUCCAUGCACUUGCUGGUCAAUACAGUUCCUUUCAAGAUGGUCAGUUCUCAGAGAAGUUGAAUGGCAACAAGAUUUGGAGCCAACUUAAAUGGAAAGCACCAUCACAGGAGAAAGUCAAAGGCUUCUUAAUAAUCCUUGUGAACAACACCUGGGAAGAAUAUUUCUUUUAUAACUUGACUCAAGAUGAAUUUCUCCAGAAUAAUUCUGAGACCAUAUUUUCUUUUACCUGUGAGAAAGAUUUCACUUCAAAAUUUUACAUGUGUUAUUCGGGCAAGCAGUGUUUUCUAGCUGAUAAUAACAGAAAGAAGCCAGUAAUAACAUCUACUACGACAGAAAUUAAUGAAGAUUAUACAGCUGAUAAUAACAGAAAGAAGCCAGUAAUAACAUCUACUACGACAGAAAUUAAUGAAAAUUAUAUAGUUGCUGAUAAUAACAGAAAGAAGCCAGUAAUAACAUCUACUACGACAGAAAUUAAUGAAAAUUAUAUAGUUGCACAGCCAGCAAAUACUGUGUAUUUACCAUCAACAAAUACUGUGAAUUUCCUAAAAAACAAGAAGGCUUCUUAUGAUUGGCUGAUUAUUGUGGGAGGAGUCCUUCUGAUUAUCCUGAUGUUUGUUUUACUGGUUGUCUUAAAAUGUCGUGUUUCUAGAAAAAAACAAAAUUGCGAUUAUGAUUCAGUGAAUAAGACACCUGACCAGGAAAACCGUAUUAAACCUAAUACUUCUGCUGAAGAACCACCUGAAGAUGAUGGCAUCAGUCAUUACAUGGCUAAGAUAAAUACUAAUAAUAAAACUUCAGAUGCAAAACAAUCUGAAGACGAAAACAUCAGUUAUUACUUGGCUAAGAUCAAUGCCAAAGACCAUGAUGAAAAAUCUAUUUUUGACAACAGUUAUCAGAAUUUGGAUUUGUAAAGCUGAUUUCUCUUCCACACAGCCACAUUCUUGAUAAACACACAAGCCGUAGCUUAUUUGCUGCAUUGGUAAAUCACCAUUCAGUAUGAUUCAAUGAUCUCUAGAUCACUCUCAAGCAGUGUUCCCUCUAUUUCACUACAACCACCACCACAAUCAUAGCCACUAAUGUUCUUCUCCAAGCUUGCUAACAAUAAAACGCAUCAAUAAAAACUCAAAUCAUUACAUAUACAGAGGUUGGACAAAACAAUGGAAACAACUUAAAAUUUCAAACAAAUUAAUUUUAAUAUGGAGUAGGACCACCUUUGGCAGUAAUUACAGCUUAAGGUAUGGACUCGUACAAA